AUGCUCGUUCCUCAGCUGACCGAAGAGCAACACGUGGGAUCGAUGGGAGAUGCGUCCCAGCAGUGCCAAGAUAUGACACUGCUGGCUCCCCGAGACCACAAGAACUACUUCGAGCCACAGCAGUACCUGAAUGAGUACUACGGCUCGAGCAACAUGAUCGGCGGACUGAAGCUGCCCAUCGCCUUUCUGCCCAGCGUCGCUGCUCGGCUACCCCACUGUUCUACCCUGCUGGACGUCGGCUCCGGUCCAACCGUGUACGUAGCCAUGGGCUUUCGGCACAAGGUGGACAAUAUCUACCUGUCCGAUUUCGCUGACCAGAAUCGCAGGGAACUGCAGAAUUGGUGUCGCGGUAAGGCUAACUUCGACUGGCGACCGACAGCCGAGGCGAUCGCUAAACUGGAAGGCAACAGCGACGAAUGGCACAGUGUCGAGGAGGUGGCCCGCAAGCGGGUGAGUGCCAUCCUCUACUGCAAUGUGCACAACAAACCGGUUUUGCCACCGCCGUAUGCGCACAUGACCUUUGACGUUGUGACCAGCGUGUUCUGUCUCGAGUAUGCGUCGAGUACAAGCGCAGAGUACCAGCUGGCCGUCAAAAACCUAUGCUCUUUAAUUAAGCCCGGCGGGUGGUUGUUCCUCGGCGGUGCACUGGAGGAAAAAUUUUAUACGCUCGGUUCGAAGCGAUUCACUUGCUACUACCUUACCGAGGAAGAGCUGCUGCAGGCGCUGCACGAUAACGGCAUUGACGUCCACUCCCAGGACUUCUCCUACUACAACAGCGAUGACGUAUUCGUCGUGUUUGGCAAAAAAGUAUCUAAUUAA
Molecule: messenger RNA, 819 nt
Organism: Soboliphyme baturini
Lineage: Eukaryota; Metazoa; Nematoda; Enoplea; Dioctophymatida; Soboliphymatidae
Source: the annotation of a GenBank genome assembly